This is a messenger RNA of Eurypyga helias (sunbittern), 1214 nucleotides long. It is a transcript of the gene FAM20C, whose product is annotated as family with sequence similarity 20, member C. Gene Ontology annotation, biological process: protein phosphorylation. The record is from RefSeq and is a predicted model, not a curated record. Lineage: Eukaryota; Metazoa; Chordata; Aves; Eurypygiformes; Eurypygidae. The annotation marks the transcript as partial. Gene Ontology annotation, molecular function: protein serine/threonine kinase activity. The transcript has 9 exons. Gene Ontology annotation, cellular component: Golgi apparatus.
GCAAAACGAAGAUAAUGAAGAAUUUUUGCCAACUGGAGAAACCUCCAUAGACUCCUACCCAAACUGGUUAAAAUUCCACAUUGGCAUUAAUCGGUACGAGUUGUAUUCCAGACAUAAUCCUGCAAUUGAGGCAUUACUACAAGACCUGGUCUCCCAAAAGAUAACCAGUGUUGCGAUGAAAUCAGGAGGCACCCAGCUGAAGCUGAUCAUGACAUUCCAGAACUAUGGACAAGCGUUGUUCAAACCAAUGAAACAAACCAGGGAACAAGAAACCCCGCCUGACUUUUUUUAUUUCUCAGACUAUGAAAGACAUAAUGCAGAAAUAGCAGCAUUUCAUUUGGACAGAAUCCUGGAUUUCCGUCGCGUGCCACCAGUUGCAGGUAGACUGGUUAACAUGACGAGAGAAAUACGAGAUGUUACUCGUGACAAGAAACUGUGGAGAACAUUUUUCAUCUCACCAGCCAACAAUAUCUGCUUCUAUGGGGAAUGCUCCUACUACUGCUCAACAGAGCAUGCCCUGUGUGGAAAACCAGAUCAGAUCGAAGGGUCUCUGGCUGCCUUCCUACCUGAUUUGUCUUUAGCUAAGAGGAAAACCUGGAGAAACCCCUGGAGACGUUCCUACCACAAGCGCAAGAAAGCAGAAUGGGAAGUUGAUCCAGAUUAUUGUGAAGAGGUUAAACAAACACCCCCGUAUGACAGUGGGACCAGAAUUCUGGAUAUAAUGGAUAUGACAGUUUUUGAUUUCCUAAUGGGUAACAUGGAUCGACAUCACUAUGAAACCUUUGAGAAGUUUGGAAAUGAAACAUUUAUUAUCCACUUAGAUAAUGGAAGAGGGUUUGGAAAAUAUUCCCAUGACGAACUUUCCAUAUUGGUGCCUUUAAACCAGUGCUGCAGAAUAAGGAAGUCUACCUAUCUGCGAUUACAGUUGUUAGCCAAGGAGGAAUACAAACUCAGCCUCUUGAUGAAGGAAUCUUUACUAAAAGAUAAAAUAGCUCCUAUUCUCUACCAGCCUCACUUGGAGGCGAUGGACAGGCGGUUGCGGAUUGUCCUCAAGGCUGUUAGUGACUGUAUAGAAAAGGAUGGUUAUGACAAUGUGGUUGAAAAUGACUUUAACACUGAUGUUAACACUGUUACGACCGAGAGGUAGUGAAAUCGCAAGACUACGUUUUUACCAGCCAAGCAAAGAAGAUUCAAAGAGGUAAAAAAAAAAAAAA